UGUUAGUGUUGCUAGCUGCUCGGAAGGCAGGCGAGUGAAGUAGCGCCGCUUCUGAGAUUAACAAACUUCAGCAACUGCUGCCAUGGCGACACUAGUAAACAGUAAGUGUAAACCAAGCCGACAGAGCCUACGCAAAGCAGUGAAACGAAAAUGGCCGGCACGGUUUCAGAGAAGGAGAGAAACUUGUGCAGGAACAAGAGGAGCGUAACCGGCGCGGAGCUCAAAAGGAUGUGUCCGCAACAGAGGGCACGGCACCAGGCCUAUCAGGAGCCGCCCAAAGAAGUGCAGAAGAUGAUAACUGCGACAAAUCAGCGGCUGUGCGCACGAAAGGCAGAAGCGAGGACGCAGAAAGAAAACUGGGAAAAAGAGGACGUGGAGAAGAAACGCCAGGACACGCUGAUAGGCCAGCUGAAGGCUGCCGAGGCUCGGAAUCGAAUUCGCCUCAUGAGACUGCGGUAUCAGAAAGCAAGGGCCCAGGAAAUUAACUUGAUGAUUGCGUGCCAGCCCACUGCACAGAAGGCUGUUCGAUUGGAGAUACUGUUGCCUGCAAAAGUGAGCAAAUUCAGCAUCUCGGAUAGCUUUGACAAACUGGAGAGGAGCAGAAUUGAAGAAAUCCUGGAGGAUGAAAGGGGACUGACAAUAAACCGAGGCUGAAAGUGAAAAUCAAGUGAGGAAGAGGAAGGUGAAUGCACACACAGAGGUGCUGGCUAACUAGGCAACAGUAACUGAGGAAGGAAGCAGCCACCCAUUUUUAUUAGAAAAAAUCUUAAGCAAAAAAAAUAUAUAAUUAUAUAUGAAUAUAUAAUUCAGCCCAUUGAUGCCUUCAUAACAGUGACUUUUUUUCUUUUUCAAGAAGGUUUUUGGAGUUCAUGAAACUGAACAGGAAGGUUAGCAAAUACAGUGUUAACAGCCCAUUAUUCACAGGAGUAGCACC
Megalops cyprinoides (Indo-Pacific tarpon) is the source of this 934-nucleotide messenger RNA. Its product is annotated as protein LKAAEAR1-like. NCBI's taxonomy places the organism in Eukaryota, Metazoa, Chordata, Actinopteri, Elopiformes, Megalopidae. The coding region runs from base 151 to 654 and encodes 167 amino acids. The record is from RefSeq and is a predicted model, not a curated record. The transcript has 5 exons.